CCGCUUUCCCGCCAUGGCUUCACAAGGCGCCCCUUGCCGUUGCUUGGGAGGUUACCCGGAUUGCUCUCCACUGCAGCGUUGAUCUUGGAGGCCUUAAUAUGCAAUAUGAUCCUUCGUGGGCGGACCCAGGAUCCCCAAUGAAUGUCCGCAAAAGCCUGUAUCAGCACCUUGACUUUGCUGGCAAGUCUUUUCCAGAGAAGCCCAGCACCGAUGCCUGGGCUGCCAGCCUAGGCGACUUCCGAUCACGCGACAUGGUUGUUGUUCUUUCCAUGUCGAUAGACUUUAAUCAAGCCAAAACCGGCCCUCCCUUCUUCAUUCAGAUGCAGCCGUUGAAAUUGGACUUGGGAUGCCGCCUCAACAGGCACUUUGGGCCCGAUCGUUUCCUCGAAGUCAUCAUGCCCUCGCCGGGUUCCCGGAAGCCUCCGUUCAAGGGCGAGUCCACAAUCGAGCUGAUUCGCUGGAUCACCGGAAAGCGACACUCGAUUGUAGGGCGGGAAUGGGCUGCCUUCUUCACUUCAGACGCAGGUUAUAGGUCUCCGCCCAAGGAGCUCCGUAUAUCGCCCGACGCCAAGCCCGUGUACCAGGAGAGAGUCCAUUUCUUUGCCGAGAACGGCAUCGGUUUCGUCCCGAGGUCCCCGGGUUCGGGUGCGGGUGGCCGGCUAACCCCGAUGACUGCCUUGAGCGUUUGCAGGAUGCUCGACUGGCUCCUUAAUCUUUUCCAGAAUGAGAAGCAGUCGUAUCUAAAGUUAUUCUCUCGCAUUAAAUUAGGCUUAAGCAAGACCCGCCCCAUCCUGGUUCUAGAGCCUCACCAGAUUCGCCAUCGGGAGCGUGACUUGCUCUCUCCCAUCCGCAAGGAGAUGAAUGAUGGCAUUGCACUCAUGUCUCUCAGCGUCGCUCGCAAAGUCCGGGACGCCCUGGGGCUUAACGACAUCCCGUCCGCGAUCCAGGCGCGUCUAGGCUCUGCAAAGGGGAUGUGGCUGGUGGACGUGACUGAUGACGGGCAUGAGGACUGGCUCGAGACCUAUCCUUCACAGCGGAAAUGGGAGUGCGACCAACGCGACGACGACCAGCGGACGCUAGAAGUCCACGGCACUGCGACUGAGCUGAGAUCCGCUGGGCUGAAUCUCCAGUUCCUGCCGGUCUUGGAGGAUAGGGCUCGCAAUAAACCACUGAUGCGCGAAGUUAUUGGCAAAAUACUGGUCAAGGGGCUUCAAGAUGAGCUGGAGACUCAGAAGAGUGCUAUGAAGCGACCCCUUGAGCUCAAGUCAUGGCUUGCUCAGAACACGUCGACCCGGCAGCUCCGGUUGCAGCACGGGCAAGUCCCUUUUCUGGCAGGGCUGCCGGAGAAGAUGGAAGACACGAUUGGCUUCCUACUUGACGGCGGAUUUCACCCGAUGGAACAGCGAUUCCUCCAAGACCAGGUUUGGAAGAUCCAGGAACAGAAGUGCCAUCUGCUAAAAACCAAGCUAAACAUUGCCGUCGGGCGCUCAGCCUACAUAUAUAUGGUGGUCGACUUCUGGGGUGUUUUGGAAGAAGGCGAGGUCCAUGUCGGUUUCUCGACCAAGUUCCAGCAAGGAGGCUUCUCAGGCACGCUGCUCCACGACAUGGACGUCCUCGUUGCGAGAUCCCCUGCCCAUUUUAUCAGCGACAUUCAGAAGGUCCGGGCUGUGUUCAAGCCGGAGUUGCAAUCCCUCAAGGACGUCAUAGUCUUCUCGUCCAAGGGCAACAUUCCGCUUGCUGAGAAGCUCUCCGGAGGUGACUAUGACGGUGACAGGGCGUGGGUUUGUUGGGACCCGGAUAUUGUGGACAACUUCGUCAACGCCGAGGUUCCUGCCAGCCCGGAUCUUUCGAGCUACAUCCGAAAAGAUACGACAACGCUCGGAGAUUUGUUGCUGAACCACCGCUCUAAACGCAAAGCCAUCGGGGAGAUGAUUGAGCGCAGCUUCGAGUUCAACAUGCGCCAGAGCUUCCUGGGAAUCUGCACUAACUUCAAAGAGAGGCUCUGCUACCACAAAAACAGGGUUGAUGACGAGGCGGCGGUGAUUCUGAGCACUCUUCUAAGCAGUCUAGUUGACCAGCCGAAGCAAGGCAUCUUGUUCGGGGAGGAGGAAUGGGACCGCCUUCGCAAAGAUGGUCUGGGCCAGCGAUACAGCCUGCCCGAGCCUGCCUACAAAGGAGAGCUGGCGCCGAGGAGGGGCGAGCAUGUGCAUAUCAUCGACCACUUGAAGUUCGUCGUUGCCAAGCCCACGAUCGAGCACGAGCUCGCAGCGCUCCACAGGGCAAUGAACCCUGGCCCAGCCGACUCCCGAACCAGUGCUGACAGCAUGAACUCUGGCGCAAACUAUUGGGACCCCGACCUCGUGGAGUAUUGCAACUACUUCGAAGAGGGGACCAGGUCGUCCAAGUCCCGCAAAUACCUACUCGACGGGCUCAAGGCCUCCAUCGCCGAGGUCCUAGCCACCUGGGUCGAGACAAUCGCCAAGGACAAAGACAAAGGCACCGGGGCGCAGAUACGGUAUCCCCAAAAGGUCAACACCGUGUUCCAGAAGUGGUGCGCCAUCGAACCAUCCUUCGCCGGUCGGUCCCGGCCGCAGCUCGACUCGAGGACGGUCAACCUGCUCAAGGGCCCCGACGCCGCCGACCCGGAGCUGAGCGCCUGGGCGCUGAUCAAGGCCAGCACGGCGUUCAAGAUCUACCACAGCAGCAAGCCGGCGUUCGUGUGGCGCAUGGCCGGCCGCCAGCUGCAGUUCAUGAAGGCCGUGGUCAGUGUCCGCCGCGCAACGGGGGCGGCACCUGUGCCCGUCACGCCGCUCAUGUACGCCGGCCUGGCCGUGGACAAGAAGUUUGUCAAGCAGUACAUCGCGAGCUUGGAAUGCGGGAGCUCGGAUUACGUGGGCGAGGACGAGGAGGCUUCCGGGGAGGACGAUGACACGUGAAGCCUGCCUACCCAAAAAAGAAUGGGGGUAUUGGAACAUCCGGUGUUCGAAGUCCUGGACUCCCGUUAUUCUCCUAGGGUUGUCUCGGGCUGGAGUGUGGAAGUCAUUCUGAGCCUCGAGUGAGGUACCGCUGAUUCAGAUGAAUCGCAGUUGAGGAGUGUACUCGUCUCUCCUCGUUCGGGUAAGACAUGGGCCGAGCCGGGACAGGGAUUCCUUGGCUAAGUGGCCUCCGUUCUGGCGUCUAUGUCGGUGAGGCCCAAAUUUUACUUUCUAAUUACGUAUCCGUCUCGGAUCAAUGUUGUCAGCUAGUACUUGUGGCAAACGAGGAGUGGGGAUGUAAUAGACAUGCCUGUUGCGGUGGAUGUUACGAUGGAUCGGUCUUUUUUUGUUAGAUACCCCUCUAUAUCUCGCG
Messenger RNA from Phialemonium atrogriseum, 3348 nucleotides. Its product is annotated as RNA dependent RNA polymerase-domain-containing protein. Gene Ontology annotation, cellular component: nuclear RNA-directed RNA polymerase complex. Gene Ontology annotation, biological process: siRNA processing. The record is from RefSeq and is a predicted model, not a curated record. Bases 99 to 2936 code for a protein of 945 amino acids. NCBI's taxonomy places the organism in Eukaryota, Fungi, Ascomycota, Sordariomycetes, Cephalothecales, Cephalothecaceae. The transcript is spliced from 2 exons. Gene Ontology annotation, molecular function: RNA-directed RNA polymerase activity.